AUGACGCAGGUGCCGAUGAUUUCGGUGCCGCUCAAGGCCACGAACGAGAUCGACUGGGUGACCCCUCUCAAGACAUACAUCCGGGACACCUAUGGGGAUGACCCUGAGCGCUAUGCCGAGGAAUGCGCAACCCUGAACCGGCUGCGCCAGGACAUGAGGGGCGCUGGCAAGGACAGCACAGCAGGGCGGGAUCUGUUAUAUCGUUAUUACGGCCAGCUCGAGCUGCUGGACCUACGGUUUCCCGUUGACGAGCAGCACAUCAAGAUAUCUUUCACUUGGUUCGACGCAUUCACACACAAGUCGACGGCGCAAUACUCCCUAGCUUUUGAGAAGGCUUCCGUCAUAUUCAAUAUCUCUGCUGUACUAUCCUGCCAUGCUGCCAACCAGACGAGAUCUGAGGAGGCGGGCCUCAAGGCUGCCUACCACUCCUUCCAGGCUUCCGCUGGCAUGUUUACUUACAUCAACGAGAAUUUCCUGCAUGCCCCAUCGUCUGACUUGAGCAGGGAAACUGUGAAGACCCUAAUCAGCAUUACGCUGGCCCAAGCACAGGAGGUGUUUCUGGAGAAGCAAGUGGCGGAUAACAAAAAGGUCGGAAUGCUGGCCAAGCUCGCCGGCCAGGCAGCUUAUCUCUACUCUCAAGCUCUCGAGGGCGUCCAAGAGAACGUCAACAAAGCCAUUUUCGAAAAAGUCUGGCUACUGUUCGUGCAGAUCAAAUACAACUUACUAGCGUCUCAGUCACAAUACUAUCAAGCUCUGGCUGAUGACGAUGCCAACUCACACGGUGUAGCCGUUGCUCGGCUGAAAGCAGCUGAAGUCCAAGCAAAAGAGGCCAACCGAGUUGCAUCCAAUUUCCCCAGCUCUAUGCCUCCUAGUUCGAAUCUGAGCCCCGAGACUGGUGCGCUUCUGGCUGAUAUUGCCAAGCGGAAUCUGACCGCUGUCCAAGAGAAGCUCGGGGAGUUGUCAAAGGACAAUGACUACAUCUAUCACCAGCCAGUCCCUGCCGAAGCCAGCUUAGCACCAGUACCAAAGCUGCCAGCGUCAAAACCUAUACCCGUCAGCGAACUUUACGCAGGCCAGGACAUUCAACGGAUUACAGGGCCCGACCUUUUUGCGAAGAUCGUUCCAUUAGCUGUCACGGAGUCGGCGAGUCUCUACGACGAAGAGAAAGCCAAACUCGUGCGAGCCGAGUCAGAAAGGGUCGAUCUUGCAAAUAGUGAGAUGGCGGCGAGCCUGGACUAUUUGCGCCUGCCUGGGGCACUUCAGGUCUUGAAGGGCGGUGUUGACCAGGACAUUCUUCCAGACGAGGACUUCCGGACGUGGUGUGACGAUGUAGCCGGCCAUGAGAACCCCAUCUCCAUUUUCGAUACCCUCCGGAUAGAUAAGGACUCCAUCGUCAAUGCACUCGACAAAAGCUCUAAACAGCUGGACAUGGAGGAAAGUGUGUGUGAGAAGAUGAGAUCAAAAUAUGAGAGCGAGUGGACACAACAACCAAGCUCCAGGCUCACUACAACCUUGAGAGGAAAUAUCCGAAAUUACAGGGAAGCACUCGACGAGGCAUCCAAGAGCGACGGUCAGCUGUAUGCUAAAUUCAGACAAAAUGAGCACGAUUUUGAGGAGAUGCGGGUCGCUGCGCAGAGUGGUGAUGCUGACGCUCUGUUUCAACGUGCUGUCAGUAAAGUUCGGGGCCAGUCGAGUAACGCUACGAGCCCGCUGGGCGGGGAACCCAACUUGCUUGACGCAGAUUUUGAAGAUGGCAGUCUGAGCGUUGCGGAUCAGAUCAACCGGGUAGAAGACAUCUUGAAGAAGCUGAAUCUUAUCAAGAGGGAAAGGAUCCAGGUGCUCAAGGAUCUGAAAGACAAGGUGCAUAAUGAUGACAUCUCACAAAUUCUCAUUCUCAACAAGAAGUCGAUCCCAAAUUACGAGAACCAACUUUUCCAGACCGAGUUGGAAAAAUUCCGGCCUCACCAGAACCGCCUGUUACAGGCCAACCACAAGCAAUCUUCCCUGAUGAAGGAGCUUACCGCCACCUUUAACAACUUGCUCCAGGACAAGCGCGUACGAUCUGAACAGAGCAAGUAUGAGGCUAUCCAACGGCAACGAGCCUCCGUCGUCAACCGAUAUAAGAGGGCUUACCAGGAGUUUCUGGAUCUGGAAGCCGGCCUCCAGAGCGCUAAGAGAUGGUAUGCGGAAAUGAAGGAGACCGUUGACAGUUUGGAGAAGAACGUGGAGACGUUUGUCAACAACCGCCGUUCUGAAGGCGCCCAGCUCCUGACUCAGAUUGAGCAAGACAAAGCCACGAACAAGAGCCAACAAGCCGAGGUCGAACGUGAGCGCCUCCGUGGCCUUAUGGAACGGAUGUCAAUGGACCCUGCCUCAUCUCCGUCACCUAAACCUGGGUCGACGAGACCCGUUCCAUCGCCUCUCAACUUCUCGCAAAACCAGGCAGCGUACCCACCACAGAGCAGCACUCCGCGAUAUCCUCAGGCAUCGUUCAGUGGACAGUACCAGGUUGCUUCUUCGCCUGCUCCAUCACAGACUACGUUCCCAUCGUACUCUAGUCCGCCGCCAAACCCCUCGUUUGCGUCAACUCCACAACCGCACGCCCAGCAGUAUGGACAACAACCUGCUGCCUACAAUCCUAGUAGCUGGGGACGAAACCCAGGCCCAACCUCACCGCCGCCGACGCAGACCACCUUUGGUAUGGGCGGGCGGGGCCCAGCAUCGCCUCCUCCUACACAGGCAUCAUUCGGCCACACCCAGCCGUACAACACCUAUGGCAAUCCACAAGCGCAGCAACAAUAUGGCAACCCACACGCACAGCAACAACCUCAGACUCAAUACGUCCCUCCUGGAUUCGUACCGCCUCCACCUCCUCCAGGACCCCCGCCGUUGGGACCGCAGCAGACAAUGCACUAUGCCCAGCAAGGCCAGGAGUAUUAUGGUCAGCCCCAGAGUGCUGCACCACAAAGUUCUAUGUCUAGGAGCGCGCAACCUCAACAAUCACAGGAUCCAUGGGCCGGUUUGAAUCAAUGGAAGUAG
Molecule: messenger RNA, 3039 nt
Organism: Neoarthrinium moseri
Lineage: Eukaryota; Fungi; Ascomycota; Sordariomycetes; Amphisphaeriales; Apiosporaceae
Exons: 4
Coding region: 1-3039 (1012 amino acids)
Biological process (GO): protein transport to vacuole involved in ubiquitin-dependent protein catabolic process via the multivesicular body sorting pathway
Cellular component (GO): endosome
Molecular function (GO): protein binding
Source: RefSeq, a predicted model, not a curated record